Molecule: messenger RNA, 2691 nt
Organism: Peronospora farinosa
Lineage: Eukaryota; Oomycota; Peronosporomycetes; Peronosporales; Peronosporaceae
Source: the annotation of a GenBank genome assembly
AUGUCAUCGACUACUACCGACAAAGGAACGGGUGCUCAUUUUGAGCGCUUGGCAUCGAAAUACCAAGUGACGUUUGCGCGUUUUCUACGUCGUCACUAUCGCUCUGAGCUGCAGCAAUUGUAUCAACGUCUGUGUCUUGUGUCAAAGCCCUUGACUGCUCUGAAUUCAUCGCCAGAGUCGAAUCUCUUUGUCUAUAGUCAACGCGUAUGUGCACAGCGUCUGCUCGACUUCAAUGUCCAGCUCGGAACGCUUUUGUUCCGUCACCCUGAACAGCUUCUACCUCUGUUUCAUAUGGCACUAGCCAACGAGGUCAGUCGCAAUGCUAGUGACAAACCACUGGACGGUGACGGCCUGCCAUCCAUUCCACUUAAACUUAGACGCAAACUCAAGGUGCGGGUUGAGAAUUUGCCCCCCGUAGCACCACUUCGAAAGCACGCUAUCAGUGCAAUCAGGUCCAACGAUGUAAAGCAGCUCAUUCAGAUUGCAGGCACGGUGGUACGCACAGGAGUGAUUAAGAUGCAGGAGACGGAGAGAGAGUACCAGUGCUGCAAUGUGCGGUGUGGACACCGGUUCUUGGUCAAGUCGGACCCAGAGCAGGGCAACGUGCUGGAGAUUCCAAAAGUUUGUCCGUCGGAUAGUACUGGAGACACGAGCAGUGGCGGUAAGAAGCCAUGCAAGUCGAUGCAGUUCAUGCCUCUUGGUGGAGCUGAGGGCAGUGUGGUAUCGGACCACCAGGUGAUUAAGAUCCAGGAGCAGGCAUCCAAGUUAGGCGUUGGCUCCAUUCCAAGGUCGAUGCUGGUUGUACUGGAGGACGAUCUGGUAGACUCCGUGAAGGCUGGAGAUCAGGUCGUGGUGGUGGGCAUCCUAAUGCGCACAUGGAAACCUUGUGUGAGAGGAGUACGCUGCGACCUGGAGACGACAAUCAAAGCUAACAGCAUUCGCAUUAAGAAUGCGUCGACAUCGCAUGUCCUCGUUACUGAAGAGUUGCGAGCAGAGUUUGCACACUUUUGGGCAAAACACCGACAACAUCCAGUGCGAGGACGCAACGAAAUCGUCGCAAGCAUUUGUCCGAAAGUUUACGGGCUGUUUAUUGUUAAACUUGCGGUGGCGCUUACAGUGAUCGGCGGAGUCUCGUACGUCGAUGACACUGGCAUGAAGACGCGUGGCGAACCACACAUGCUCUUGGUCGGCGAUCCUGGUACAGGGAAAUCUCAGUUUCUCCGUUUUACGGCCGAGCUCAGCCCCCGCUCGGUUCUUACAACGGGUAUUGGCACGACAAGCGCUGGGCUGACCUGUACAGCAGUCAAGGAUGGCGGCGAGUGGAUGCUGGAAGCUGGUGCCUUGGUGUUAGCAGAUCGCGGCGUGUGUUGCAUCGACGAGUUUAGUAGCAUUCGCAAUAACGAUCGUACGUCGAUCCAUGAAGCCAUGGAGCAGCAGACACUGAGCGUGGCAAAGGCUGGUCUAGUGUGCAAAUUGAAUGCACGAACCACAAUCUUUGCCGUGACGAACCCAAAGGGCCGAUAUGACCCGACGAAAGACGUGUCUCUAAACACGAGCAUCGCUAGCCCUUUACUUAGUCGGUUUGACCUCAUUCUCGUGCUGCUGGAUCGCAUGAACCCGCGUUGGGACAAUGUCGUCUCCUCUUUCAUCCUCAAACAGGCCGUUGGGACGAAUACCAGUGUAAAAGAAGAAGCUGAAUACCAUGAGAACGAGUCAGCGUUCAAGUCAGUGGAUAGACAAGAGCCACGAUCGUCGGCACCGGAGGAAGGUCCAUCGGUGUGGAGUAUCCAAACACUGCAAGCAUAUAUCUGUUACGUAAAGGAUAAGUAUGAGCCCCAACUGAGUCGUGCGGCAAUGACAAUACUCCAGCGUUAUUACCAGCGACAGCGGGCAUCUGAUAGUCGUAGUGCAGCUCGCACAACAAUUCGACUUCUGGAGAGCCUCACGAGACUCGCACAGGCCCAUGCAAGACUGAUGUGCCACUCCGAAGUAGCUGUCAUGGAUGCCGUCGUUGCCGUCUUUGUCAUGGAAGUGAGCAAGUCCACAGAUAAUUGCUCCGAUAUGCUGGAGGGAGGCGUCGAGUCGGUCUUGCACUCUAACUUUUCUGAAAAUCCACAGGAAGAGUAUCUGCUCCAAGAAAAACUUGUUCUGGACUAUCUGAUGCUGCAAGAAUUUAGCACAGCAGACGAUAGCCAAUCCGACUUCGCAGCGUCCGAACCACCUACCAGUUCACAGAACCAUCCAUUGCAACAACAACCCGAUCCCGUUACUAGGUACCCUCUCGCCACCGACAAAUAUCAAAAGGCUGACGUCAAAGACGAAUUUGCUGGUGAUGUGUGUUUUCCCGGGAAUAAAGAACAACAAGUGCCCGUCGCAAGCAGACCAUGGUAUGGAAACCAACAGCAGAAUGGAGGUACCCAUUCUGACCGAAAACAACGGCACGAGAGUUCUUCAUUGCAAAGUGUUCCGUGGAGUCAGCGACAGCACUCACUCACUCCGGCGCCAAUUUCUCAAAGCAAAGUCAAUGGUGACGAAGACUUGGAUAUCAUGGACGACUAUCGUCGUGGUCUGUGCAGUCAAAACCGAAAAGAGGACUCUGACGCGCCGUCGGAGACGCGUUUUGAUUUUGGUCGCUGGAGUCAACAAGCCAAGGCAAGUCAUGAGUCGAUUAUCAGCAAGUGGAAAAAGUAA